This is a messenger RNA of Amphiprion ocellaris (clown anemonefish), 2196 nucleotides long. RefSeq names its product translocase of inner mitochondrial membrane 10 homolog (yeast) (gene timm10). The coding region runs from base 140 to 406 and encodes 88 amino acids. Gene Ontology annotation, cellular component: mitochondrial inner membrane. The record is from RefSeq and is a predicted model, not a curated record. The transcript is spliced from 2 exons. Gene Ontology annotation, biological process: protein insertion into mitochondrial inner membrane. Lineage: Eukaryota; Metazoa; Chordata; Actinopteri; Pomacentridae.
GGAAGCCGCCGCGCACACGUGUUUUCUUGCAGGUUUGAAGGUUACAGAAGAAGCUUCAGGGAGCCUCCGUGUGUUCUGUCCGGCGGAGAGGGUCACCGGGACUGGACGGCGUGGGUCGAGGCGGCACUGAAACGCGGACAUGGAUCCCAUGAAGGCGCAGCAGCUGGCGGCGGAGCUGGAGGUGGAGAUGAUGGCUGACAUGUACAACCGAAUGACCAACGCCUGCCACAGGAAGUGCGUCCCGCCACAUUACAAGGAGGCGGAGCUGACGAAGGGCGAGUCGGUCUGCCUGGAUCGCUGUGUGGCCAAAUACCUGGACCUUCACGAGCGGCUGGGACGAAAGCUGACAGAGCUAUCGGUCCAGGACGAGGAGAUGAUGAGGAAGGCGGCUGUUGGCAGCGGAUAGAGACACUGACAAAGGAGACAGAGUGAUGCAUUGUGGGGGAAUUAAAAGGUAAUGGGAAGGGAUUAGCAUGUGAAGACUUGUGUGUUUUAAUAAGAGGGUGGGUAAAUCAAAAUAAAAGUAAUGAGGGUCCACUGAGAGAAACUGCCUCCUCUUCAGCGUUGGGGGAUGAUACAAGGGGCAGCAUCGGAGGAUGCCCCGGAGCAGCAGGAGGACAUCUUGGAUCUGCCCCCGGUGGUCUGCCAGCCUCUCUGGAGCUGGAUUUUACAUUCAGCUCAACCUGCUGAAACUGGACUGGACAUGUAAUAUUAUUUCUGUGUCGUACUUUGUGCUUGUUUUCGGCUGACUUGAGUCCAAAUACGCCAAAUAUCUGGUGCGUGCAUCAGGUUAAAACAAACACAAAGACUAACGUCAAUGUAGUCGAUGAUCCCAAGUCAACUUUUGAAUUCUGUAAUUUUUUUUUUGUUUUUUUGUUUUGGGCCGUCUUUAAAAGGUCGACACGAGACAACAUUCAGGUAGAAAUACAGUAUUCACAGUUACAGGGUGUCUGUAAUGCAGACAUAGUAGGAUUUCUGAGGCGUGUAUUACACAGUGAGAUUAAGUGGUUUAUGAGGUAUGUUGAGCUUGAAGUUUUCAGUAUCACAGAGUUGGUACUCUCUUAACCUGCUAGGUCACCAUAGUAACAGACGCUACACAACUAAACCCAAUCUGGAGGAGGUUCAGUUCAAUUGCCCCCAUUUUACCAAUACUUUUCCAAACCAUAUUCUCUAUUAGCUAUACAAAUUUACAGCUGAUUAUAUAUUUAUGCCACCGAAUGGAGCAGAAUAAAUUGUUUUGCAUUGCGUUGCCAUAGUAACCCGCAUGCAAUCAGUGUAUGAUGCAUUAUUUGCAUCAAGAAUUAGGCUGAAUUUCUGCCAUGUCUGCAGCUUAUGCAGCACAGAUGAAAAAUUGCUUGGUGUUUAGAUUUUAUUACACAGAAAAUUCAAUUAACAACAUUGAUUUCACUUAAAUUCUUCAUUAUGAGACAGUGUCAGACCUAAAUUCACUUUUUUUCAUAUCAUGUUUACAUCUAUGACGUCAAAGAGCUCUAAUGUGCAGCUGUCACAUCAGAAAUAAGCCGCACCACUGAGAGUCACUGAGUGGGAAAAUAUGUAUAUAAACACACGUGAUGAAAUAUUUUCUAUCAGCAUUCCUGUCUUACGUCAUUUGCAGUAACUGUUGUUUUUUAGAGUAAUCAUUUUUAAUAUUCCUCAUAGCUUUCUACUAUUACAACCUGUUGCUGUUAACGUAGGUGGCGAGCCGUCUCUCCAGGUUUUGCAGAACAAGAGUCAAAUGACAUCAGAUGUCCUCUUUUCUGGGAGUGUGGUGAAGAAAACCUGCUAACAAAUAUGGUUUACAGUCACCUGCUGUCUCUGCUCGGGGUUUUCAGUGUAGUCGAGCCAGCUAACGCAAAGCAAGCCCGGCUUUGUCAGUGCAUCCCUCUUAAAAUACCGUCAGUUACAUGGAUCAGAGCGUGCACUGAGUUAAUGAUGUGGUUGAGCCAGUUUGUGUUUUUUCUGCAGGUCUCUAUGCACAGUUUCCUCUUUUUUCUACCCUGGACGAUGCUGUGUUGUCAGAUACAGGCGGCCUGAACUUUGCUCAUUUUGUCAUGUUUGUGUAGACUGUGUUGUGUGUCAGUGAACCAUGUUUUCUCUUUUUUUUUUUCCACGUGCAAACCACAGUGACAGCCUCUGCAUAGCGGAGUAGCUGCACACUGUGCUGUUGUUACUCUAAUAAAAAACUGUCAUCCUUUA